CUCAUACUUGAGUGCACGUUAGGUUCACUUAAUUUCAAUUCGAGCUCCUUCUCUACUUCCCCCCUCUCCUGCGGCUGCAACAUACAUCUCUGUCGAUCCCUUUUGUAUUUGUUGGGAUUUUGCUCGAAGGGCAUACGCAACGGCGUGCACGUUUCGCCUGUAUAUCCUGCUUAACUGAGAGCAUGCAGAGGGAGUGAACCCCCUGAUCUCUGAUAAAGGAAAUGCGGUAGUGGUCGUAAAAAAGAUCGACAAGAGACAAUAAAAGAAAAGGAGGAGGGAAGGAGCGGAAGUGGAUAAAGGUGGUGAUGGUAGUGCAGCGGAGAAGUUAGACACGAAGAAACGAGAGACGACACGAAACGAAACGACGAGAAGUGUGGAGAGGAGAGAAGAGCAGAGGAGGGGGAAGGCCGGCAUUUGCAGCGGUCGGCGCACGCUACCCCGUUCGCGCGCGCGCGUCCUUACAAAACAACGCAUCUGAACACUGAACCCGUCUCUGAACGCGCCUCAACAGUUCGGCACGAAUUCACACUGAGUUGAUUAUCCUGUCCGACGCGCGGGUUUCAUCGCGACGCCGCCAUAUUGGCGGCUCGAUAUAACACGUACUAAUAAUAAGUUCAAAUUGGGUACGGUUGGCAUCGCAGUUGACGCGCCGAUCUCAUCUUCGUUGAAUGUUGCUACAACAAAAUGUGCCAUAAACAGCGCAGUGACCAUGUCAUAACAAUUGGCAGCCAUAGUUGACUAAACAAUGCAAGACACCCGGGGGAAACUUCAUCGGCUGAACAACGACUGAAACUAUAACACACAUAUACACCGUUUUUCCUCUCUUUCUAAUUUCCAUAUGAGUCGAAUGAGAACGUGACGAUUCGAUUUUAGUGUUCAAAUCGGAACAACAAAUAUAAUAUACCAAUACCUAUUCACGAUAGUCACCGACAAUUGGAAGUAAACGUAUAUGUUUUGUUUUUUCACUUGAACACAGUUAAUGCAAUGAAGUUCGACGCAUGUUCACAAAUUUGCGCCGUUAUUGUUUAAUUGGUUCUGUUUACAUUCGUCGCGUGGUCACCGAUUAUAAACACUAAUGAUCGUUUUUCCGUGAGUUCGUAUCACCUUGGCGGGACUUCGGUUCACUCUUUUUGUUUUCAUAGUGACUAAAAACGGUUGAUGUUAGGUGGAACUAAGUGAACUGUUAAUUAUUAAAAUGGAUUACGUAUAUGUACGUACGAUCGUCGAUAAAUAAUUUCACCACGUUCUUCAAUGAAGUUUAUUGUUUACAUCAAGAAAAAUUCUUGUCAGUGACUUCAUACAAUUUGCAUUGUUGAUAACAAUGCCUAUUGGAAAUGAACAGUUCAUUGGAUCAAGACUUUGAGGAAUUUAGAUUUACUGACAAAAGCAGCAUUUGUAAGGACGAUACAGAGGACGAUGUACAAAAAUUUGGUGAAAACAUAGAAGAUCAACAUUCGUUAUUUACCUUAAAAUCUUCAUUGUUGAAUUGUGAAAUUUGUGGACAGCAGUUUGUAUCAAAGAAACAACUACGUUCUCACAUAUAUACUCACUUGGGAUCACCUCGAGUAGUUCUAAGAAGGCUUACAAAUUUGAAAGCGGUGAAAAAAAAACGUAAUAGUACCUACUGGUUGGAUCCAGAGAAGAAGGGCUGCUUGAAAUUUACGCUAAAAAAACAGAACUACUCAGAUUCUCUGAAACUUACGUUGAAGAAAUCCUCAAAGUCGAAGGACUUUACAGUUGUAAAUAGCAAUAUUAAUCUGAGUACAGAAAUUCAUCGUCAAGGAGACGUGGCUGGGACAAAGGAGAAUGAUCGAAGACAUGACAAAGAUACAGAAAGUUCAAUUGAUCAACCAUACGAAAACGUGAUGGUAGAGCAACAGGAUGAAUAUGGAAAUAUCAAAUUCAAUACUGACAAUCAUAAUCCUUUGGAAGAGAAUGAUAGACCAUCCAUAGAUGUAAAUGAAGGUGAUUCAGGUGUAGGGAGUGAUAUGGCCAACCCAUCUGAAAAAGAAGAUCAAAAUGUUGAUGACCUGCAGAGCACAGAUCAAUAUGAAAGUUCAGAUAAGAGGCUUUCUGAAACAGAAGAUCACGAAGAAUCAGAUGCGUUGGAGGCAACGUGUAGAGAAACGAUUGAAAACUUAAAGAAGCUUGGUGAACAGUCUGGUUCCAGAUCUGGGAAUCAGUUAACGGACAAUUCAGGUAUUGAAGAAGAUGACGAAGAACAGAAAUCCAACAUGAUACAUAAUUUGGAGGAAAACCCAGCUAUCAGUAUUAUUUCAAAGUCUUCGACAUACCCAAAUCAUUCAACAGAUUGUGGGGCAGUGUGCGACGAUGAAGACAAGCCUGAAGAAACAACAGAAGGGACAACAGGUUUCAAUUGGAAUCAGUUGUCUACUAAUCUGUCUAAUAAAAAUAGUGAGACUUCUAAAGACAAUGAUGAACAAUCCGAGCACGGGAGUGAUAAUAAUAUUGAAAGUGCUGGAUCUCUCCUGCAGAAUUUGAUUGAGCAUCAACGACAUAAUCAAAAUGACACAUUAUCAAAUAACUUACCAUCAGAAACAGAGUAUGUUUCGUUGGAAAAGUUGGCUGAAACUGUCAGUACCUGUCGCGUUUGUAAUGAAAAGUUUAAAGAUAUUGCUCACUUGGAUGAGCAUAAAAGCAAAGCUGGCCACUAUCAGUGCAAUAUUUCAGAGUGUAUUAAUCUUAUUUUUAAUUCACCAAUGGAAGUUGCUAUGCAUAAAGUUCAAAUGCAUGGGACACCGUUGUCUCCAAGUGUGAGCCAGCUGUCCCCCCAUUUAAAUACAAAUUCGCCACAUUUAAAUCAGAAUUCACCCCACUUGAGUCAAGCCUCUCCGCAAUUGAGUACGCAUUCACCUCAUGCAGUGCCAAUGGAAGCUUCAAAUUCAUCGAAUUCUCAGCAAAUAAGCAGGAAUUCGCCUUUGACUUCUCCUCAUCAAACGAAUUCUCCUACAUAUAAUCCAGUACCUAGCACUGGACAGCCAUUAAUACCACCAGUUAAUUUUGAGCAAUUGCCUGCACCUGUUCAACAGUUAGCUCAACAAGUACAACGUAUGCCACUUCCGCAAACGCAAAUGCCUCCGAGUCUUCCACCAGGUGCUAAUACAAUGAUCCCUGGUCCAAAUUACUUCGUACAACCGCCAGGAAGGCCACCACUGUAUAGAGUUCCUGCUCCACAGGGCAUGCAUUAUCCUCCUCAUAUAGCACACCUAUAUCCGCAGUAUGGACCUGGUCCAUAUCCACAAAUGACUGCACCACCACAAAUGCAUCCCCAAUUGUCUCAACAAAUUUCACGUGGAAGGUAUCCUACUGUUGCACAAAGUAGUCGGGCACCGCGGGCUCCACAAACCGGACCAUCUCCGCGGCAACGAAUGAAACGUCCCAUACAGCAAUCGAUGCAAGUACAACAGCAGAAUAAUUCUGCUAUGAAACAACGACGUAUGGACGUUUUGUUACCAGAUAGGAACGAAGAUGCAGACUGUCACGUUAUCGCUCAACAAAAACGAAACGACGGCCUGCCCGUCAUACAGAACGUUCAAGGUGCUACCACGCAACAAAAUAGAAAUGAUUCUACUAUACAUCUUACAGAUUCUAUAACGCUUAGUGUACGACAACCAGGUUCCGCUCCAGCUCAAGUGCAGAACACGGCAGUUACUGGGGGCAAGAAGUCUGAUGCAAAGGCUGUGGCUAAUGUCCUGGCAGCCAGAGGUAUUACUGUUACUCCAGCUGCAAAUAAAAAUAAAACAAGCGAACAAAACAAACAGCAGAUACCUUCCCAGCAACAGAGGACUAUGCCUUCACAGCAGCCUUUAAAUGUUACAGCGCUCACUCUGAAUUCUGCUAUUUCUAUCAUACCAGCUAGUUCGCAAAAAAAGCAACAGGAGCAAGGUCAGUUUGCUGUUCCUCAGAAUAAACAGAACAAAACGGCAGUGAACGAAGUGGAGCGACCACCGAGGCCACCUACCGUCGACUUAACACAGGAUGGUCCACCGCAAUUACCAGUGGUCAGACGUGGAAGACCUCCACGGUCCAUGCUCACUUGUCAAGUGUGCGAUAAAAAUUUCCAGAAUCAAGAGAUGUUGACACAACAUAUGGCUACACAUCGUGCGCCAAGUAAAUUGCUUCACAAGUGCAAUCUUUGUCCUGCUCAGUACCCAACAGCUCAGGCACUGAUAACACAUAAGCAAGCGUAUCACAAGGAGGUAGAUACUGUAGCACAAAAUGGUGGUGCAGAGUUGGCACUGCCAGUUGUAGAUUUGAAAUCUCCUCAUGUAUUAAAUCGUUUAUCAAAUCUCGGUAUACAGAGUUAUAUACCGCUCUCGCAGCUUAGCGCUCAAACUGGGGGUUAUUUCGGGUUGCCCAUAAUUACGAUAGACAGUGCAAGAAAUCCUAAUACUUGUAAUUUAGGAGCACUCGGUGCUACAUCUAUUUUAAGUUUGGGCCCUCUUAAACAUUUGUCAAACAGGUAACUGUGGACAAUUCUGCGUUUGGCCUACGUUUCGUGUAAUUCUAUUUAUAUCUUGAUACUUUUCGUUGCUACGAAAUGUCUUUAUAUCAGUACCGCCGCAUCGUUUCGGUCUUACGACAGGUUCUUCCUUAAACUGUACACUAUGAAUGACACGAGAUUCCGGGAUAAACGAAAUCGUUUCCCUCUUUUCUUUUUCACGUUCGGUCCAUUUUCUUUUUUUCUUUUAAAUUUACCUAACUAUCAUUAGUUUAUAAUAGUCUUAAAGCAAUACAGUAUUUGUAACGGGGAUUGAAGGGGUGUUUGCGGUAAUUUAGAGUAAUACAACACAAGAUUUGAGAUAUACAAUCAUUGACAAAAUAGUAUAUGUACAUAUAUAUGUAUAUAUACAAAAUAGCAUGUAUAUAUAUAUAUUUAUAUAUGUAUGCAUACUAUAUAUAUGUGUAUGUCAUAUAUCAUUAUAAAAAAAAAAGUUUUAAUGCGAGUUUCGAUUCGUGCGUGAAUCAUCAUCACUGCUAGUAUAUUUUUUUUAAAUAAAAAUCUUGAAUAAAAAGAUCUUAUCGAACCGCAUUCUUCGGGAGUAACUCUUUGAAAAUAUACCGCACAGGUAAACUAUCGUUCCAUGAAGCAUAGUGCCACCUUCUUACUAACAUAACAAAUUAUGUGUUUAUUGUUCAAUUACACAAUAUACGAAACUGUUAAUAUUUUGUCCUGCACGAUAUUAAAAAAAGAGGCGAAGAUUUUAUUGACUUUUACACGCAGAACCAUGAUACUUUUGAAUAAACGUACUGUGGAGUACAAGAAUUCUCGAAUCCGUUAUUGGGAACACUAAAUGUGCACGUGUGACUGCAUGUGCCGCGGUGAGAGUUACUAAAGUACCUAAUAGUUAGAUUCAUUCAGCUAAGGAAAAACAGAAAAAGAGAUAUGUACCAUGGAUACUUUAAAAGAUUCUCCGCGCAGUAAAUAAUCGUGUUAUGCAGUGUUACAAAAUCAAAGUCUGUUUCUUGAAUGAAAGAUAUACAGGUUUUAUUCUCUAAGAUCAAUCACUAUUUUCAGACAUUCUCAAUAAUCUUUUAAAGAAAUUUUAAACAAAAGUUUUUUGAUCAAUUUAGUACACUUUCUGUUGACCUACUGAAGUCAUGUCAAGGUCAACACAACUUUAUAAUCAUGACUAGUUUGUGUUCAAUACAUUUCUUUACUAGAUUGUUGGAACUACCUUCAGAAUGGUAAUUAUUCUUGGGAGAUUCAGCUCGUAUAUGAUGAAACACGCAGUGCAAGUAAAAAUAAAGAAUUAAAUAUUUUGUCAAAUAGUUUCAGUUCAUGGUUCAACAAUCAAUUAUCGAGAUGCACUACCGGUUGUAUAUAUAUUUUAUAAAAAGGAGAAAGAAUAGAUUACAAUUGAAGCAUAUGCUUGUUUAUACUUGAAAUGUCUUUAUAAAGAAUACUAAUAAUUGUGUAAGUAAUACUUAAAGCAGUUAAUGUUAAAGUAUGUUAUCGUCCACUUAUCAAUACAACAUUGGACUAGAAACAUAGAGUUAUUAACAUCGAUGCUGUUUGCCAGAUACCUACAAGAUUAUUAUUACUAGAUGAGGAAUAUUGGCUAAUCGACUCUAUUAAUUCUUUAUCAGUAAUCGCAUGACAAAGAAUACAAUACGUUAUCAGUAAGUAAUAUUCUUCCUCCCAGAAUUGGCCAAUUGGAUUAGUGCAAAAUAUACUUUCUGUUUUAUUAAUAAAAAUUAUUAAUUGAAAUAUUAAGUUUGCUUUAACCAGAAUUUCAAUAUUUUGGUAAAUAUUUUGAAAAAUAUUUUGAAUUAGUCAUUAAUGAUUAAUGACCAAUAUUUACAGUUAGAAAGUUAUAAAUAAAUUAACAUAUUCAUAUUUGUACUACACAUAAUAAUGUGAACACGUUGAUGUUAAUCUGAUGUGUUUUAAUAUUAUGUAUUGUUACGUGGGCGACGACCUUAAUUCUCAUGGAUAUCAUACGCGAUUUAUUUAUUACCAUUCCUGUUGAAAUAUUGCUGUCUGUAAAUAAUUGUCAUUCUUUGUGUACUGUGUACAUUUUAAAAUAAGCAAUCCGUUCCGUUUAAAUUAUAAAGUAUAAAAGAAACGGUUACUAAACGCGCAAGAACUGAUUUAAAAUAACGAUAUUGUAUAUAUUUGUAUGAUAAUAAAAGAGAACAAUGAAGUAUAUGAUAA
Molecule: messenger RNA, 6679 nt
Organism: Megalopta genalis
Lineage: Eukaryota; Metazoa; Arthropoda; Insecta; Hymenoptera; Halictidae
Source: RefSeq, a predicted model, not a curated record